Cheilinus undulatus (humphead wrasse) is the source of this 1736-nucleotide messenger RNA. Its product is annotated as SLAM family member 5-like. The record is from RefSeq and is a predicted model, not a curated record. The coding region runs from base 110 to 961 and encodes 283 amino acids. Lineage: Eukaryota; Metazoa; Chordata; Actinopteri; Labriformes; Labridae. The transcript has a single exon.
AGAGAAGGAAGGGUGUGGACUCGUGCUCGGCGGCUGACAAGCUAAAAGUCAUCGGUUUUUGGUGCUAUGAAGUUGGAUAGUUUUACAGCCCUUGGUUGAUUUUUUUGUCAUGGAGAAACUGGCUUCUUUUUGCCUUUUGAUAGUGCUGCCGUCGGCGGUGCUGAGCGUUUCUUUGGCUCAAAAUGAAACGGUGUACUUCAAGGAAGGCGGUGACUUGACGCUGGAGCCUAGGUUUCCUGACCGCAUUGUCAACAUUUUGUGGAAACUCAAAGGUGAUCUCGUGGCUGAGUGGAUUGAGAAAAUUGUUCCAUUGGAAUAUUAUGGCAGGUUUAAAGGCCGAACAGACCUGGACAUAAAAACUGGAAAACUGGUCAUGAGAGACUUGACGAAAGAGGAUGAGGGCCUGUUUACCCUCGAACUGAACAGCAAAGUCCAGCCUCAGCGCUACAUCUCCAAAGCCAUCAAGGAGGUGCUCAAGCCUCAAAUAUGGAUGCAGCCUGUGGCUUGUAGCCCUGAUAAGCACUCUCAGUGUGCGCUGAGCUGUGAAGGAGACACUGCGGAUGCAGGGCCUGUCACUUUCAGCUGGAUGGAGGGAGACAAGCAGUCGCAGAAUAAGGAGAAUAUCAUUCAGAUCACCAAGGCUGAUUCAGCUGAUGUUGAAACAUACACAUGUCAGAUGAAGAACCCGGUCAGCAAGAAAGAAAGUGACGCCCAUAAGAACCCCUUCUUCACGGGGCCACCUCCACCACUUAUUCCUAAUGCGAUGGCUGUUGGUAUACCUGUCGCUGUCAUCCUUGCGGCUAUGGCUGCGGGUUUGGGCUGGAAAUUCAAGGACAAGAUUGCGAAUUUUUUUUGCCCUAAUAAACAAGACGGAGUAAGCAAUGGCAAUGGUGCUAACAACGAGGAAAACAACAGCACUCCACUCACAGAUACAAAUACUGAGGCUGCUGAAAGACUGUGAACAUGUGGAGCUCUUAUCUUGCAUGAACAGGAUCAGAUCUGCUCGGUGCAGCCCAGACUGUUAUUGCUGCAAACACAUGCUGAGAACAACCUGUUUUAGCAUUCUGAGGUGUGCGCCUUUGGUUGUUACGUCCAUCGAGAGGUCAAGAAAAUGAUUGUAUUUUCUUCUUUGUGCACCUUGUUAAGAGCUGGCUGAUUCGGACUUGAACAUAAAUAGGAUUUUUAAAUGGAAGGAUGCGUGUCUGACAUUGACUGAACUCAGAAACCCCCUGGUUCAAUCAAUUCAGAAUUAUUUCAGACUUAGUAUGCAGUAUAUCAACAAUCCUGAUUGAUUCCAUGAAAAUUCUCACAAUUAUUAAUAUAAAUCUGCAGCCUGGCUCAUUCUUAAUUAUUUAAUGCAAGCUUCUAUCUCUGCAAACCUUAAUGAACUAGUCAGACAAAAAAAUAUGUUCUUAUCAGACAUCAAAAGACUUACUGAUGAUUUUACAUGCUUGUGUAAAAAUGUUGACAUUUUGGACAAUUGGAGUAUGCAGUGAACAAACACAAGUAACUGUGUAUCAUCUUGCUUCAGAGUUUCUCACCAUGUACAUUGGCACUUCUUCUAAACCUCUGUGAUGCAUUUUAGCUUUUACUGAUUUUUAUUUUACUUUCACCACAUCUGCUCAGUCAACUUGCAUCUUUAAAAACAUUACACAUUUUAUAAAAUUAUUGUAUUUUACUGUAUGUGACAUGUAUUUUUAUACAUUGUGCCUUAUGAAAUACAUUUGUUAAACUAC